CCGCGCCCGCGCUUUCUCCAGCUUGGCUUCCACCGACUUUGCUAAUCGCCCGGACCGCAUCUGGACGCUCCGGCUCUAGGGCUGCACAGAGCUCAGGUUUCCUUCAGGGCUGAAGGCGAGAGGGGCUUUUCGGGCCGAGUUCAGCGGAAUUGGGGGAUGGAAGUUAGCAAAUUCGGGCAACUUGCCUUUUCUGCCCAGUCGACCUAUGCUCUCCCCCACACUCACGCCCCCACACUCACACGCCUCCACACGCACACGCCCCCACACGCACACACCCCUCUGCCUAUAAAUGCCAGUGGCUGGGCUGGGCCGCUUACGGAGUCCCAGCCUCAGCGAGCUCAGGACUUGGAGGAAGACAGAUCUGGCUGCGAAUCCCGGCUCGCCACUUUCUAGCGCUGUGACCUUGGCACAACAGCUCCAGUUGGCAGCAUCACCUCCCACCAAUUUAUCCAACUUCUGCCAAGACUCUGAAAUGCCAACUAUGUCGAGGCCUGCACUUGAUGUCAAGGGUGGCACCUCACCUGUGAAGGAGAAUGCCAACCCAGAGGUGAACUCUCUGGCCUACUCUAACCUGGGGGUGAAAGAUCGCAAAGCGGUGGCCAUCCUGCACUACCCUGGGGUAGCCUCGAAUGGAACCAAGGCCAGUGGGGCUCCCACUAGUUCCUCGGGAUCUCCAUCUCCAAUAAGUUCUCCUACUGCCACCCCUCCCACUAAACCCCCACCCUUCAACCUGCACCCCGCCCCUCACCUGCUGGCCAGUAUGCAGCUGCAGAAACUAAAUAGCCAGUACCAUGGGAUGGCCGCUGCCACUCCGGGCCAAUCUGGAGAGGCAGAGCCCCUGCCAAACUGGGGCUUCGGGGCUCAGGCGGGAGGGGCGGGAUCACUCUCUCCUUCUGCUGGUGCCCAGAGCCCUGCCAUCAUCGAUUCAGACCCUGUGGAUGAAGAGGUGCUGAUGUCACUGGUGGUGGAACUGGGACUGGACCGGGCCAAUGAGCUUCCGGAGCUGUGGCUGGGGCAGAAUGAGUUUGACUUCACGGCAGACUUUCCAUCUGGCAGCUGAUGCCAAUUGUUCCUAAAGAUGGAGGAAUAAAGCCACCAAUUCUGUUGUAAAUAAAAAUAAAAGUUACUUACAAAGAGAUGGGCC
Molecule: messenger RNA, 1144 nt
Organism: Odocoileus virginianus texanus
Lineage: Eukaryota; Metazoa; Chordata; Mammalia; Artiodactyla; Cervidae
Gene: CITED1
Product: Cbp/p300 interacting transactivator with Glu/Asp rich carboxy-terminal domain 1
Biological process (GO): regulation of DNA-templated transcription; melanocyte differentiation
Cellular component (GO): nucleus
Molecular function (GO): transcription coactivator activity
Source: RefSeq, a predicted model, not a curated record